Mastomys coucha (southern multimammate mouse) is the source of this 1815-nucleotide messenger RNA. It is a transcript of the gene Noc4l, whose product is annotated as nucleolar complex associated 4 homolog. The record is from RefSeq and is a predicted model, not a curated record. Gene Ontology annotation, cellular component: small-subunit processome; Noc4p-Nop14p complex; nucleolus. Bases 95 to 1645 code for a protein of 516 amino acids. Gene Ontology annotation, biological process: ribosome biogenesis. The transcript has 15 exons. NCBI's taxonomy places the organism in Eukaryota, Metazoa, Chordata, Mammalia, Rodentia, Muridae.
CUACGGUGCUGGUGACGUCACGGGAGCGCCUACACUCGGCGCACACACAGACUCAUAGGUUUCCGAGAGCAGCAGUUAGCGGCGGCGCGGCGGCAUGGAGCGGCACCAGGCUUCCGCGGGCUCCAGGCAAGAGCUCGGCCGCCUACUGGAGGCGGUGCUGACGAGUCGUGGCCAGGCGAACGCGGUGUUCGACAUCUUGGCUGUGCUUCAGUCCGAGGACCCCGAGGAGAUCAAGGAAGGAGUGCGCACGUGCAGCCGACUCUUCGGUACCUUGCUGGAGCGGGAAGAGCUGUUCGUGGGCUCGCUGCCUAGCGAAGACACGGUCCUGGCAGGAUCCCAGGGAGCCACAUACAAAUACAAGGUGUGGAUGAGACACCGCUACCGCAGCUGCUGUAACCGCCUGGAGGAACUCCUGACCCAUCCCUCCUUCCAGGUCAAGGAACUGGCCCUCAAGACGCUCAUGAAGUUUGUGCAGCUGGAAGGAGCAAAGCCCCUGGAGAAGCCCCAGUGGGAAAGCCACUACCUCUUCCCCCGAACACUUUUCAGGGCAGUGGUAGGAGGCCUGCUCACCCCAGAGGAAGACCACAGCCUGCUUAUCUCCCAGUUCUGUGAGUACUUGGAAUAUGAUGACGUCAAGUACCACACAAUGCAGAUGGCCACUAGCAUCAUGGCCCAGGCCACCAGCCAGCAACCUGAGGUGUCACUCACCUUCUGGAACAAUGCCUUCACACUGCUGUCUGCUGUGAACCUACCCCUCCAAGAGAGUGAACUCACCAACUUCUAUGUGAAGCAUGCACAGACAUCAAGCAAGUGGAAGGUCGUGCACUUGAAGGAGCACAAGAAAGCUUUCCAGGAGAUGUGGCUUGGCUUCCUCAAGCACAAGCUGCCCCUCAGCCUGUACAAGAAGGUGCUAGUGGCCAUGCAUGACUCCAUCCUGCCCCACCUGGCUCAGCCUACACUCAUGAUUGACUUCCUCACAAGUGCUUGUGAUGUGGGUGGUGCCAUCAGCCUCCUGGCCUUGAACGGACUUUUCAUCCUAAUCCAUAAGCAUAACCUGGAGUACCCUGACUUCUACCAAAAGCUCUAUGGUCUCCUGGAUCCAUCCAUCUUUCAUGUCAAGUACCGAGCCCGUUUCUUUCACUUGGCUGACCUUUUCCUUUCAUCCUCCCACCUCCCUGCCUACCUGGUAGCUGCCUUUGCCAAACGCCUGGCCCGGCUGGCGCUAACAGCACCUCCUGAGGCCCUGCUUAUGGUCCUGCCCUUAAUUUGCAACCUGCUGCGUAGACACCCUGCCUGCCGAGUUAUGGUGCACCGCCCACAGGGCCCUGAGCUAGAUGCUGAUCCAUAUGACCCAAUGGAGAAGGACCCAGCCAGGAGCCGUGCCUUGGAGAGCUGCUUGUGGGAACUGCAGACCCUCCAGCAGCACUACCACCCUGAGGUGUCCAGAGCUGCCAGUGUCAUCAACCAGGUGCUAUCUGUCCCUGAGGUCAGCAUUGCACCACUGCUGGAACUUACUGCAUAUGAGAUCUUUGAGCAGGACCUGAAGAAGAAGAUGCCUGAGUCCGUACCUCUGGAGUUCAUCCCUGCUAAAGGCCUGUUGGGUCGACAGGACGACCUCUGUACCCAGUUCUUCUGUCUCAGCUGACCUGGCUGCCACUUCUCCUAAGAAUUGUUUUUGUGUGUGAGAGAGACAGGAUCUCACUAUGUGAGACUGGCCUGUAUCUUGUGGUACUCCUGCCUAAGGCUCCCCAGUACUGAGGUUACAAGGGUAUACCACAACACCUAGGUUUAAAUAAAUGUUUUAUUUUGGUUUUA